AUGGCAAAUGGCGGCAGAGAACAGGCUGCACGGGACACAGUCCUGGGACUUGUUGGCCAUGGUGCUGAUGAUCCCGGAGAUGGCACCAAUUCCAUUACUCUUGAGGAUCCGGACCAAGAGGACAUUGCGAUGGCUGACGCUGCUAUCGUGUCAACGCCACAGCCCAAGAUCGCUUCUAACCCAUCAGUACAAGAUUCCGCAUCUUCUGCCCACUUGACGCACUCAACGUCGGGAUUGAACUCUUCAGCAUUCCUUACCACCACUCCCUCGUCCGGAGGAAAGCGGCUUCGGCAUAUAUUGCUAAGUUCAUCAACCAAGACCACGCCCAGCACCACCACCUCCAACCUUGAAGAUUCCCGGGACAUUCGACAUGUCGAGCCAGAACGGCCGUAUGAGGACAGAGAGGACGACGAAAUCGGCGGAGAUGAUGACGGUACGGAAAUCGGCGAGGGCUACCAGCCACAUGCGAGCUCGCGUGGAGGGAAGUCGGCGCGAAAUCACCCAGAGACUGGCCAGCUUCGCGUGCCGACGCGUCGUUCUGCGCGCAUUGGUGCCAAAACGCUGUUGGCACGUGGUUCGGGGCCAUCAGAUGCUCUCUGUGGCUCACUGAGCGAUGGCUCUACCUCAGUCAGCCAUGACAAUCGAGUUCGCAAGAAGCAGAGGCGGGUGAAGUCCACGAGUCGUCUCACGGGGACCGCGGGGAUUGUUCGACGAUCGGCACGGCUCGCCAAGCCGCUUUCGGUAUUCCACAAAUACCCCGACUUGCCGGAGGAAAUGAAGAUCAUGAUCUGGGAAGCUGCCAUUAGCCCACGACUGGUGUAUCUGUGUAACCGAUUAAACAUCAGCCUGCCGACUGCUGUUCAUAUCCCUACCACGCCUGGCAUCCAGAACAGCCUGCCCACCUGGUUUGCGGCGUGCGGCCUGUCGACCUGGGUCGCCGAAAAAAACUACACCAAGCUGUUCAGCCUCCACCAUUUCCAGCCGCCCUCCAUCGAUCUCACCACAUGCCAAGACGUCAAUAUCAACGCCGACAUCGUCGUAUUCGAGCCUUGCCAUAGCGGCUGCCGAGCAAUGUACUGUGCCAGAGCCCAAUACAGCGAACAGGAUCGUAGCCAGGUGCGUUUUCUGGCUGUACAGAUCGAUUCCCCCAAUCUGGUGGCGGCUGCUGAGCCCGGUUGGGUGUCAGUGGGAAGAUCGUGGCCGAACGUUGAGACACUGUACUUCAUCAAGGGUGGCGUCAAGCGGCCGGAAAAACAAGAGAAGGCCAUGAUUCGGGUCAAAGAAGACAACCACGACUCCAACCUGCGCAAGGCGUUCGACGAAUGGAAGAAGAAUGCCGGGAAGUACGAGAAGGUUGCUUCGCUGCAGUUUGUCAAGGUCGUCGACCAAGAACCUCAGAUGAAGAACGAGAAGGACGGGGACAAGAAGGCCAAAGAUCGGUACAAAUCUGUAGACGAUCGCAAAACAGGCCUCCCUAAAGACAUCAUAAUCGGAUGA
This is a messenger RNA of Anthostomella pinea, 1497 nucleotides long. Lineage: Eukaryota; Fungi; Ascomycota; Sordariomycetes; Xylariales; Xylariaceae. The record is from the annotation of a GenBank genome assembly.